AUACGGCCGAGUGCGUGUCGACCUCUGUCUAUGGUGCUGGAUUUUAUAACUCUUUUCCCUCACUAUCUGUAAACACUUGCAAUAUAAUCCAAUCAGGUUUGAUUCGAGUAAAUUACACAAAAAUGUGGUUUCAUGGACAGAUUUUUUUGCAAGUAAGAGUGUCAUAUAUUAUAGGUGUGACAGCAAUGAGCAGAUAAGUGCGGUCAAGGUGUCGUCGCCACUGCAGCAUCCGCUCUGCGGCUGCUCGCUGCUUCUGCUGCCACCGCUCACAGUCCCGCAGACAAAGUCAUGGAGGAAGGGAAGUUGUGAGGCUAAGAAGUGGGUCUACAUCCCCACGAAACGGGCAAAUUAGAAACAAUGGCGGAGGCUAAUCCACUCAGGGGACUGCCCCGGAUCCAGAGGGCUGCGAUGUCAUUCCCUGGACAUUUGCAUUUAGUUCUAGUGCUGAGACCCAAAACCCACUUUCAGACCACUGGAACAGACCUCGGUUUCCGCUUCAGUCAGGACGACUUUGCGCUCAAGAUGCCGAUGAUAAUGCUGAGCUCCCUGUCAGACCUGCUUCGCUUCAUUGAUGAAAAUCAACUGAGCACUGAGUUUGGUGGUAAUUUGGAUCAAUGCCAUAGUGACUGGAUAGUUCUGCGAACGGCCAUAGAGAGUUUUGCAGUGACAGUGAAGGAAAUCGCUCAACUACUGCAGACAUUCGGCACAGAGCUGUCUGAGAUUGAGCUGCCUGAUGAAGCCAGUGGCAUUGAGUACCUACUUAGAUCACACACUGAGAAAUACAGACAAAUGAAGGAUGACAUUAGGUCAGUUAUGAGGGAAGGACGCCAGCUGCUCUCAAACCUUGAGGCCUCAAAAGCAGAGGAAGGUGCUGCAGCAGAAGACAGAGACAUCAGCCAAGACAAAGAAAGAGUGCAGAGGCUUGUGGCACAGUUACGGGACAUGGAAAUGGCUUUUGAUGGUUUUUUUGAGAAGCACCACCUCAAGCUUCAACAAUACCUUCAACUCCUCCAAUACGAGCUGAGUUUCCAUGAGAUGGAAACAAUUCUGGAGAAACUUAGUACACAGGAGAAAGCCAUUGCAUCUGUGGGGACAACAGUGGCCCAGACGGAGCAGCUGCUUAAAGACCUCGAUAUGCUGGAGACCACAGCAGAGGAGGAAAUGGGCCGUGCUCAGAUUAUUAUUCUGCAUGGGCAUCAGCUUGCAGCAAGUCAUCACUACGCUCUUGCCCUAAUAGUUCAGCGCUGCAAUGAACUGAGGCAUCACUGUGACACUCUCACAACAGCUCUGCGUGCCAAGCGGGCAUCUCUCACGCGCAUACGAGUCCUUCUGUUGCGGUUGGAGGAGACUGUGCGUUGGUGUGAUGAGGGGGCCUAUCUGCUGGCUAACCAGCUGCUGGAUAAGUUUCAGUCCAAAGAGGGGGCGCAGGCAGCCCUGCGGGACAUUGAGAAACUGAUGGAGACGGCGCCCUCAGUCCUGCGGUCUAACCCGGACUUCCUCAGUCUGGAGUUAGAAGCAAUACUCACACCCCAGCUGCAGUCUCAGAUAGAGGCUGUCACAGAGAAGGUAUCAACAGUACAGGGAAUGAUCCAGAGCCGACAGGCCUGUCUGAGAAAACUGGCUGAUAUUCAGGUCAGACCCAUCCAGCUGGUCGCUCCAAGGCCUGAGAACUCACCACGCUGCAAAUCCCCUCUGUUCUCUCCUAAACACAGUUUUGAUGUGAACUCCAGUUUAAGGUUUUCUUUUGAUCUUGCACUCCCUGGUAAAAGGGCCUCACGGAAAGGUCCCAGCACAAAGAAGAUAGAGGUGAUGCACGACUACGAGGAGAACCGCAGCUGUCUGUCCUACGGCCCAGAUGGAGUUGAGAACCCCGACCAGCACAAACGCCAUGUAAUGAAGGAGCUGAUUGAGACGGAGAGAAUCUAUGUGGAGGAGCUGCUGUCUGUUUUGCUGGGUUACAGGGCAGAGAUGGAUAACCCAUCUCUCUCUAAUAUACUGCCAUCUGUACUGCGAAACAAGAAAGAAGAGCUGUUUGGAAAUCUGCCGGAGAUCUAUAAAUUCCACAGCAGGAUAUUCCUGCAGGACCUUGAGAGCUGCUUAGAGUCUCCAGAGAGAGUGGGAGCACGCUUUUUGGAAAGGAAAGAAAAUUUUCAGGUCUACAAGCGCUACUGCCAGAACAAACCUCGCUCAGAUGCCCUCUGGAGGCAGUGUUCUGAUUCAGUCUUCAUCCAGGAGUGCAAAAGGAAGUUGGAUCAUAAACUAGGGCUGGACUCAUAUUUGCUCAAACCUGUUCAGCGUUUAACCAAGUACCAGCUUCUUCUUAAGGAACUACUCAAGCACAGCUCAAACUCACAGUAUGCAUCUGAGCUGCAGGGGGCGCUAAAUGCCAUGCUGGAUCUCCUCAAGUCUGUCAAUGACUCCAUGCAUCAAAUUGCCAUCACUGGUUAUGAGGGUGAAUUGAGUGACCUGGGUCACGUCCUUAUGCAGGGCUCCUUCAACGUCUGGAUCAACCAUAGGAAAGGCCCAACUCGCAUGAAGGACAUGGCUCGCUUUAAACCCAUGCAAAGGCAUCUGUUUCUUCAUGAAAGAGCUCUGCUUUUCUGCAAGAAGAGAGAGGAGAGUGGAGAGGGACAUGAUCGGACAGCCUCUUACAGCUUCAAACACUGCCUGAUGAUGAGUGCUGUUGGUAUCACAGAAAACAUCAAAGGGGAUGUAAAGAAGUUUGAAAUUUGGUACAACGGAAAGGAGGAGGUGUAUGUUGUUCAGGCUCCAACAGUAGAUGUGAAGAUUGCAUGGCUCACUGAGAUUAGAAAAAUCCUCAACAAUCAGCAAAAGAUUGACAAAGGUGAUGCUCAACCGUAUAGUGAGCAGCCAUUAUUCCCACCAUUGGGCGACAGUGUGAGGCAUAUGUCCGUGUGCAUGCCCUGGAGUUCCACACAGAUCACUGGCUGCUCAGGUUGUUUUGAUGUCCUUCCUCACAGCAAGCUCCAGGGGGCGUCGGUCAGCUCAGAGGACACCGAUUCAGGCCGUGUGAGUCCGGUUCUGACAGACCCAGUCAUCAUUUCCCCACGUCCCCGCCACCACAAUCGUCGCAGCUGGCCUGGGACUUCUCAGUCAGUGGACAUCUGUGAGGGUCUGGAGGACUGGACCACUGACCUCUCAAACAUCUCUGACUCUGAUGAAGAAGACGAUGUGCUGCUGGUUCCUGGAAGGUACAGAGCAAUGUUGGAUCACUUAAAGUGUGGCAAGGAUGAUGUAAUAAUCAAAUCUGGUGACGUCAUUCACGUGCUGCAGGAGAGUGCAAUGGGGCUUUGGCAUGUUAAGAAUUUGACUCGUGGAGGUGAAGGAAAACUCCCUGUAGAUACACUUCUGAGAAUGCUGGGAGAUGCAGGCAGAAGUCCCUCCAUUAGGUCGGGAGGUGGAUUUGUGGUACGAGAAAUAUAAACAGCAGGAAGCCCAGCAACACCUAAGUACAUAAACCACAUGUACACAAAGCUCCCACCAUGUGACAACCCUAAAGGCCAUUACUCUCAUUCAGGACUGAGCCCUGUCACGCCAAACUGACACACACAAACAAACACAAAGUCAGGAAAACAGAGCCGCCUAGUCAAGAGAAAGUUUCCAUCUGCCAUCAGUGGAGAUUGUGGAUUAUGUUGGAUUUAAAGACAAAAAGAGACACCAUCUACAACAAUACAGUGUGACAAUAAAAGGAGCUUUGUGAAGCACAAACUUUACACUGAUCCACUUCAUCCCUGGAAGGUACUAUCACCAUACUGUGCCAUAACACAUGAUAUGAAACAUGUAUUUGUGUAGUUAGAACAGUAUUUCAUUGUAUUUUAAAGCAGGAAAGUUUUUAGCAUGGCGUGUACACUGACCUGUGAGAACAGAUGGGUACGGUGGUUGGACACUUGUUUUAAAAAGCCAUUUUAAUGCUGGAAUAGAUACUAGUGCUACAGUGAAUGAAAGAUGAAAGCUCACAUCAGUAUCUAGUCUAUGUGCCAAAAUCUAACAUUCCAUUUCCAAACGUACCAGGUUGAUCUUAAUUCUUCUUUUUUUUUUUAUUAUUCUGGCUUUGCUUUGGCAUCAAAACAUGCUGCUUACCUUCAGAUGAUCCUGUGUUUAUAUUCAUAUUUACUUUAAGUCAGAUUAAAUAUGGCUGUUCUGGGCUAUUUAGCACAUCUUUUUAGUUUUCAAAGUGUUUUACAUGGGAUUACUGUAGAAGUAGCAUGAUUCAUUUGUAAAUAUUUUGUUUUAAAAUUCAUUUUUCAGCACAUCCACCACCAUAUUUGGGUCAGUUUUUGUCACUGAAAUAAAACUGUGCUUGGUGGUAUACAUCAUCAUAAUGUCCACUGUAAGCUUGUCCAUUCCAUUAUUUUUUUUUAUUGUUCUCCCUGUCCCUUCCUGCAUUCACGAUGUGCACUUAACUUUGUUAACCGCCUAGAAUCUGUUGAGGUGAAUGUGCAAGAUGUCAACUAUUUCACUAGUUAGCCUCAUUAAAAACUAGAAUGAAUAAAUACAUAACCGUUCAAAAGUUUGGGGUCAGUAAGAUUUUUUUUUAAAUUUAAAAAUUAAUAAUUUAAUCCAGCAAGGAUGCUGAUCAAAAGUAGAAGUUAAGACAUUGAUAAUGAUUUCUAUUUUUAAAAAAUGCUGGUCUUUUAAAUUUUCUAUUCAUCAAAGAAUGUAUCAAUAUAUCACUGUAUCACGGUUUCCACAAAAAUAUUAAGCAGCACAACUGUUUUCAAUACUGAUAAUAUAAGAAAUGUUUCUUGAGCAUCAAAUCAGCAUAUUAGAAUGAUUUCUGAAGGAUCAUGUGACACUGAAGAGUAAUGGCUGCUGAAAAUUCAGCUUGGCCAUCACAGGAAUAAAUUACAUUUUUAAAAUAUAUUAAAACAGUUGUUUUAAAUUAUAAUAAUAUUUUACAAUGUUACUAUUUGUACUGUAUUGUUAAAAAAAAAACAGCCUUGAUGAGCAUAGGAUUUCUUUUAAAAAAUAUCAAAAAAUUUAAAAAAUCUUACCAACCCCACAAUUUUGAAAGGUUGUGUAAGUGCAUGUCAUAAAGUUAAAAAGGGGAAGAAGAAAAGGCAGAAGAAAAACAGAUGUGGUCUGAAUGAGUUUCAUGUGUACUUCAGUUUGAAGGACAUUUCUUAAAGCCAUACACUUCUGGUGUAUAAUAUGUACAGAGACGAAAGUAACCUCAUACUUAUUUGUGGUACUGUAUAUCAUGUAUGAAAAUAAUUUCAGUAGAUGUACAAGCACAAAGUAUAAGAUGGUAAACUAUAUUUUCUUGAUUGUUACAGGAUGUUUGUUGAAUGAUGACUAGUAAAUAUCAUCUGUACAGAAA
Ctenopharyngodon idella (grass carp) is the source of this 5341-nucleotide messenger RNA. It is a transcript of the gene mcf2b, whose product is annotated as proto-oncogene DBL. The coding region runs from base 358 to 3444 and encodes 1028 amino acids. Gene Ontology annotation, biological process: dendrite development; intracellular signal transduction. The transcript has 27 exons. Lineage: Eukaryota; Metazoa; Chordata; Actinopteri; Cypriniformes; Xenocyprididae. Gene Ontology annotation, cellular component: cytoplasm. Gene Ontology annotation, molecular function: guanyl-nucleotide exchange factor activity; protein binding. The record is from RefSeq and is a predicted model, not a curated record.